AUGCGUCUGUCGUUUAUCUUCCUGGGAUUCGUAUCGGUAGCCCUUGCUGCUCGUCCGUUUUUGAACGAGCCCGACACUGCGAUCGAGGAUGACUUCGGCGACCUCCCAGCAGGUACUCUCCCUGACCUAUCCAAGAUCGUAGGCCUGCCCGAUUUCAACUGGGCCGCCAGACGGUAUAUGAACAUCUCCGCCUACACGUUCUAUCGAACUGGUUCUGCUGGAGAAUGGUCAUACAGGAACAACUUGGAGGUUUUUCAACGAUUCCGCUUUAGGCCGAGAGUUAUGACGGAUAUCACCAACAUCGAGUCGACUCUGCCGACGACAAUUCUGGGCCACAACUUCUCAGUGCCAUUUUAUAUCAGCCCAUGCUCCCGAGGUGGGCUUGCUCAUCCUGAAGCUGAGCGAGGUUUGGUACAGGGAGCUGCCGCAGAGAACAUCCUAUAUGUGCCUUCACUAUUUGCAACUCUUUCUAUCGAGGACAUCGCCGCGGCCAAGAACACAAGCCAAGUCACAUUCCAACAAGUGUACCUAGAUUCAAACGCCACCGCGACCCAACUCCUCUUUGAUCGUAUUGAGAAGUCUGGUGCGAAGGCCAUCGUGUUCACCGUGGAUGCUCCAGCGGAUGGAAACAGGCAUCGCGCUGCCCGUUUCGGUGCCAAUUCUAACCUUCACGAAGAAUUGGCGUAUUCUCUCAUCACCUGGGACAUCUACAAGCGGCUCCAAACCAUGACUACGCUCCCAAUCAUCAUCAAGGGCAUAGUAACAGUCGAAGACGCCCGGGCAGCCGUCGCUGCCGGCGCACCUGGUAUAAUUCUGUCGAACCACGGCGGGCGGCAGCUGGACGGCAGCCCGUCAUCACUGGAGAUUGCACUAGAGAUCCACGAGGAGGCCCCGGAGGUGUUCACGCAGACCGAGGUGUUCGCCGACGGUGGUGUGCGCUAUGGCACCGACGUUCUCAAGCUGUUGGCUCUGGGUGUACGUGCCGUCGGUAUCGGCCGGCCCUUCAUGUUCUCGAAUGUGUACGGAAAGGAUGGUGUGGUGCGCGCGAUCCAGUUAUUGAAGCGCGAGAUUGCGGCAGACGCGGCAAAUCUGGGACUGGGUGAUCUGAAGAAGAUAGAUGCUUCUUACGUGAAGUGGACGCCGAACUACUGGUAUGGCUAG
Cyclocybe aegerita is the source of this 1161-nucleotide messenger RNA. The record is from the annotation of a GenBank genome assembly. Lineage: Eukaryota; Fungi; Basidiomycota; Agaricomycetes; Agaricales; Hemipholiotaceae.